AUGCGUUUAAUUGUCACAGUCAAAGAAGGUGUUGAAGAUAUUGUUAAACCAAAUCUUAUAAAAGUUGAUGAUUAUUAUUUUGAGAGCCUUUUUCAUAAAAUUACACUAGAUGCAUAUAGACAAAAAAAUUUGAAAUAUAUUGCCGGGUGGAUGAAAAAUCUUCAUGGGUUUAAAAUUUGUUCAUUAGCAGAUUAUUCAGUUGCACCUAGAAGAAAUGCGUUAGACCUUAUAAUUUGGUUGGACUGGUGGAUUACAUUUAUCAAUACUCUUUGGGCUUUAUUAAUAGAAGAUUUGUAUAAGCUAAUAGAAAUGGUUAAAAAAUAUAUGAUUUAUCUUGAACAAGUCAAUAAUUCAAUGAAUAAAUUACAUAAAUCAUUAGAACCAGCACGAAAUGGGAUAGAAAAUAUUAUGGUUAAAAUUAUUGAAGCUUGUAACCAAUCAGAUUCUAUCUAUGAUGACUUAAAUUUUGCGAUUUCAAAUUUGGAGGAUUAUAAAUAUAUUAAUAUUGAAAGAUAUCUUCCAGAACAAGGCAUCGGUUUUUAUCAGUAUCAUGCUAGUAAUUAUCUUGGAACUACAACUUUUAUAUGGAAAAUACCAAUUGAAGUUAAUAAUCGUACAGAAAUACAAAAUGCACAAACAUUAUUAUCUAUACAAGACCUUAUACCUCAUUAUUUUACACUUGCUAAAGUUACUUCAAUUUUAUUGCGUAAUCUAUAUCAUGAUUUAACUGGAGAUGCAACAAUAGCACCAAAUUAUAUCACAAAAGAAUUAGAUGAAAGACUCUGA
Rhizophagus irregularis DAOM 181602=DAOM 197198 is the source of this 786-nucleotide messenger RNA. Lineage: Eukaryota; Fungi; Glomeromycota; Glomeromycetes; Glomerales; Glomeraceae. The record is from RefSeq and is a predicted model, not a curated record.